Messenger RNA from Pezoporus flaviventris, 1335 nucleotides. RefSeq names its product zinc finger DHHC-type palmitoyltransferase 7 (gene ZDHHC7). NCBI's taxonomy places the organism in Eukaryota, Metazoa, Chordata, Aves, Psittaciformes, Psittacidae. Gene Ontology annotation, biological process: protein targeting to membrane; peptidyl-L-cysteine S-palmitoylation. The transcript has 7 exons. Gene Ontology annotation, molecular function: protein-cysteine S-palmitoyltransferase activity. Bases 181 to 1098 code for a protein of 305 amino acids. The record is from RefSeq and is a predicted model, not a curated record. Gene Ontology annotation, cellular component: Golgi apparatus; endoplasmic reticulum.
UCCCGCUUCCGGGAGUCCUCGGUUCCUCGGGGCGCACGGCAGCGGGCACGGUGGCGGCGACGGCGGCGGCUGAGCGGCGGGGGCUCGGCCCCGGCUCGCCCCACCGCACCGUCGGCACGGCGCCAGCCGCAGCGCUGAGGGCAGCGGGGCAGCCGCCGCUGAGGGCAAGGCCAGAAAACCAUGCAGUCAUCAGGGCACAGAUUCCGUGAUGUCGAGCACCACCCACUUCUUGCUGAAAAUGACAGCUAUGAUUCCUCUUCCUCAGAGGCUGACAUGGCAGAGAGGGUUUGGUUCAUCCGAGAUGGCUGCGGUAUGGUCUGUGCUAUAAUGACAUGGCUUCUGGUUGUCUAUGCAGACUUCGUAGUGACUUUUGUCAUGUUGCUGCCUUCCAAAGACUUUUGGUACUCGGUGAUCAACGGUGUUCUCUUUAACUGCUUGGCAGUACUAGCUUUGUCAUCGCAUCUGAGAACGAUGCUAACCGAUCCAGGGGCUGUACCCAAAGGAAAUGCCACUAAAGAAUACAUGGAUAAUUUGCAACUGAAACCAGGAGAAGUGAUCUACAAGUGUCCGAAGUGCUGUAGUAUCAAACCUGAACGUGCACACCACUGCAGUAUUUGCAAACGAUGUAUUCGAAAGAUGGAUCACCACUGCCCAUGGGUCAAUAAUUGUGUGGGGGAGAAAAAUCAGAGAUUUUUUGUUCUGUUUACGAUGUAUAUAGCCCUAAUUUCAGCUCAUGCGCUCAUACUGUGUGGUUUUCAGUUUUUCUCCUGUGUCCGAGGGCAGUGGACUGAAUGCAGUGACUUCUCACCACCUGUAACUGUGAUCCUGAUGAUCUUCUUGUGCCUUGAGGGUUUUCUGUUUCUCACUUUCACUGCAGUCAUGUUUGGCACCCAGAUCCACUCAAUAUGCAAUGAUGAAACGGAGAUUGAAAGACUGAAGAGUGAAAAGCCAACAUGGGAGCGAAGACUACGUUGGGAAGGAAUGAAAUCUGUUUUUGGGGGUCAACCUUCACUCCUGUGGAUCAAUCCUUUUGCAGGGUUUCGAAUCAGGCGACUUCUACUGAGAGCAAAGAAAGGAGGACCUGAGUUUUCUGUUUGAGUCUAGUUAUGCUGAAUUUAGGAGAAUACUAUAUAAUAUUUAUUUUGGGGCCAGAGAAGGCUGUCUACAUAUAAUCUGUGACCAGGUGAAACUGAUAUCGGACAUUUGCUUGUAGCAAGCAGAGUUUUAUACGUUUAUUGUCACAGACAUCUCAUUAACGUUCAGAGACGUGAACUGGAUCUGUAAUGGUCUUAACAGCAAGAUAACAAAGGAAAAGCACGUGGUCACACUAAAGAA